Messenger RNA from Paramisgurnus dabryanus, 6474 nucleotides. RefSeq names its product collagen, type IV, alpha 6 (gene col4a6). Lineage: Eukaryota; Metazoa; Chordata; Actinopteri; Cypriniformes; Cobitidae. Gene Ontology annotation, cellular component: collagen trimer. Gene Ontology annotation, biological process: extracellular matrix organization. Gene Ontology annotation, molecular function: extracellular matrix structural constituent conferring tensile strength. The record is from RefSeq and is a predicted model, not a curated record.
GGAAAUCCCGCCUCUUCUCGAUGCACCAGCGCACUUGCAUCGGUGCACGAAUCGACUAAGCAACGGAGCGAGAGUUUCCACGCUUCCAAGUUUGUUAAGUGGACGAACCGCUCACCGGAUUCUCAAAUGAAUAGCUCUGAAACCAUUAACCGAGGCUUACCGUGAAGAGAGGAGGAUAAUUACCUGCUUGUUUGUCAAAGCUUGCAAAAUGAAGCUUUGGAGUUGUGUGUUAGCUGUCUUGUAUGCAGGAUCUUCAUACGGGGGGUUCGAUGUUCAGGAGCCAUGUGCAGGACGAGACUGCAGGGGACGGUGUCCGUGUGUCCCUUUAAAGGGUAGCAGGGGGCAGCCAGGGCCACUUGGACCAGUAGGGAGCAAUGGUCCUGAGGGAUUCAGCGGUAACCUGGGGCCUCAUGGGCCAAAAGGAGAAACAGGCCAUGCGGGACGCAGAGGGCCCACUGGACCAAAGGGAGACAAGGGCCCAAUGGGUGUUCCCGGGUUUGCUGGUAAUGAUGGUGUUCCUGGACACCCUGGUCAACAGGGGUCCAUUGGACCUCCAGGACUAGACGGGUGUAAUGGCACACAAGGUGAUCCGGGUGAUAGGGCUCGUGAUGGAUCUCCUGGUUUACCUGGAACUCCUGGAUACCCUGGUCAAAAAGGACAGAAAGGAGAACCACUAUAUAUAAAUCGUUCACCAUCCCCAAUACGUGUGAAAGGCCUGCCAGGUCCAGUGGGAUUUCCAGGUCUAGCAGGGCCCAGUGGUCCAGAUGGAUUACCUGGUCUGCCUGGUCCACCUGGUCUUCCUGGACCACCAGGAACCCCAGGUCAAGGUUACAAAGGGGAGCCGGGAGAAAAGGGAGAUGUGGGCCAGACCGGUGACCCAGGCCGCUCAUCGGUCAAUGGAGUGGUGGAGUUUGUUGGCUUUCCCAAAGGAGAAAAAGGAGUUAAGGGUGAUAAAGGUUAUCCCGGAGAAACGGGCUUUCCGGGGAGUCCAGGAAUACCAAGCCCGUACACUUUUAGAGGAGAGACUGGUGAAAAAGGAAUUCUGGGAUUGCCAGGAUUGAGGGGUCCUCCUGGUCUGAAUGGACCUCCUGGGCCUACAGGCAGAAAAGGUUUCAGGGGCGAUCAAGGUCUUUCAGGCCAACCAGGCUGGUCGGGAGUAAAAGGUGAAAGAGGAGACCCAGGUCCACCUGGACCAUCUCUUGGACAAACAAAUGCAAUUCCAGGUCCUCAGGGUGAUCCUGGGUUUCCUGGUUAUCCUGGGCUAAAUGGAGAUCAAGGUUCUCCAGGGCCUCCAGGUUUGCCUGGUCUUCCCGGAGUGCCUUCCUUUCUCGCAGGUCGUCCAGGCCCUCCUGGGUUCCCUGGGAUUCGUGGAAUCAAAGGACAGAAGGGAAACCCAGGUCGGACCAGCUAUGGCCCUGAAGGUCUUCCUGGAAGUCAGGGGGUUCCUGGUUCUCAAGGACCCUCUGGACCACCUGGUGCACCACCCCCUGUAGGUGAACUCACUUUGGGACUGCCGGGUUCUAGAGGUCGUCCAGGUCCAAGAGGGAUACUUGGAGACAAAGGCAUUAAAGGGUUUAAAGGAGAAAAUGGCGACUGUGAUUGUUUCGGUGGUGGCAGCCCUGCUGAUCAGGGACCUCCAGGGCCUCCAGGGCCCCCGGGUUUUUCAGGACUGAAUGGUGUGAAGGGAGAAGUUGGUGACUUGGGCUUCCCAGGACCUCGUGGUCAACAGGGUCCAGAUGGUCGUGUGGGUGACAGAGGCUUUUCAGGGCGUAAAGGAGCGAAAGGUGAACCCUUUUUUCCUAAAGGCAUAGGACAAAAAGGUGAAAUAGGUCAGCAAGGUCCUGCUGGGCCACCUGGAGACACUGGCAGGCCUGGAAGGGUUGGAUCUCCUGGUUACCCUGGACCACCAGGCCUACCUGGGGAUCCUGGUUUUGGAGUGACCGGAGAUAAAGGUUUUCCCGGUAUCCCAGGGGCCAAAGGCCGUACUGGUCCUGUUGGAUUUCCUGGUAUUGGUUACCCUGGUGCAGUUGGGUUGAAAGGGUCACAAGGUGAUCCUGGAUUCGAUGGUCUUCCUGGAGUACCUGGACCUCCAGGGACUCGAGGAGUAGAACUGCCUUGUAGGAUUCCUGGGGAUUUUGGCGAUCCAGGAUUUCCUGGACGUCCUGGAGCACCAGGACCAAAGGGUCAGCCUGGCUCUCCAGGACAGAGAGGACAAAUAGGUUUUGAUGGACUGAAGGGUGAGAGAGGAGACCCAGGCACUGGAGGUCUGCCUGGUCCUCAGGGUUUUACCGGACCUAGAGGAGAUUCAGGUUUACCAGGAAUAACAAAUGUUGGCUUACAAGGGUCUCCUGGGAAAAAUGGUUUUCCAGGUAUUCCUGGAGCAAAGGGAGAACCUGGUGUUGUUCUAGGGGCAACCCCCGGAGGCCCAGGUCUUCCAGGAAGGCAGGGAGAUCCAGGAGACAAGGGUCAACCUGGCACACCUGGUUUUUCAGGAAGCCCAGGUGCCGAUGGGCGCAAUGGCUUUUCUGGUGCAAAGGGUGAGCGGGGUUUGGAUGGAGAACCUGGUCCCCAAGGUCCUGUAGGUCCACCUGGUGAAUAUCCUACUGGAGGUAUCCCUGGACCUAGAGGCCCAGCUGGAGCUAAAGGCAUUUCUGGAGCUUCAGGAUUACCUGGGCAGAAGGGUGCGAGAGGAGAUCCAGGCUUCCCAGGGCCUGGUGGAAUUAAGGGUCCUCCUGGAUAUACUGGUGUUCCAGGUCUACAGGGAUUUAGGGGACCCCCUGGACCCCCUGGUUCUGGACGUCCAGGCCAAUCUGGAAGACCUGGAAUAAAGGGUGAGAGGGGCUCUCCAGGGCUGUUAGGAUUCCCUGGAGGUCGUGGUACUCCUGGAUUCCCAGGUGGCCCGGGUAUAAAAGGUUUCCCUGGUUUAAAUGGACAGGAUGGUUCACCUGGUAGACAAGGAGCAAGAGGAAUCAAAGGCGAUCGUGGCUCAGAUGGUCUCCCAGGAACCAUUCCAGUUGUUCCUUUGGAGUGGCUAGUAAAGGGUGAACCAGGCACCCCAGGAGGCAGUGGAUCGCCUGGUUUUCCAGGACCAAGAGGUGAUAAGGGUUUUAAGGGAACACCUGGAAGACCUGGCUUUCCUGGAGUGCCUGGUACUGCAGACCAAGCGAAAGGUUUUCCUGGUGAGCCUGGAUUUCCGGGUAUUCCUGGUACACCUGGUUUCCCUGGACCGAAAGGUUCACCUGGUGUUUUGGGGUUUCCUGGCAUGCCUGGCCCGAGGGGUGAUGAUGGUGCACCUGGAUCUCCAGGGUUCCCGGGGACUCCAGGACAGCCUGGUGGCAAAGGUGAAAAGGGUGACACGUAUGUAGUACCUGGGCCUCCUGGAUCCAAAGGUGUUGCCGGAGAGCCUGGUUUUUCUGGACGUCAAGGGACUCCUGGUGAACGUGGUGAUCCAGGUUACCAAGGACCCUAUGGGUUUCAAGGGCAGAAAGGUCUUCGUGGAGAGCCAGGAGCACCAGGAUUUGGCUCACCAGGUCUCCCAGGCACUAGGGGUUCCCCUGGUUAUCCAGGACAGAGGGGGCGUGAUGGAGAUCCGGGCCGCCCUGGAGGUCCAGGUUCACCUGGAGGAAAAGGUUCAUCAGGGUCACCUGGUUUAAAUGGACUCGAUGGUCUUCCUGGAUCCAAGGGCCAGCCUGGAGUACCAGGUGUGAUUGAAGGUGGUCAGCGAGGUUACCCUGGUGUGCCUGGCCGUAAGGGAGAAAGGGGCCCAUCGCUGCCCGGAGGCCCUGGGGUUCCUGGAGAAAAAGGACUUAAAGGAGAAAGGGGUUUUCCUGGUUCUAGAGGCUACCCUGGUAAUCAAGGCCCUCCUGGUCCACCUAGUCCCUCUAAUAUCCCAGGUCCUUAUGGAGACCCUGGACUUCCAGGAUUAGAUGGACGGGAAGGUCCAGUUGGUCCUCCUGGCCCCCCUGGUCCACCAGGCGCUGGAACAGUUCAAGGAGACAGAGGAGAUACUGGUUAUUCUGGACUACCAGGCAAACCAGGACCACGUGGAGACCCUGGUGUUCCUGGGUCUCCUGGAAGACCAGGAUCUCCUGGAUUCAAAGGCCAACGAGGCGACCCUGGCUACGGUGGUAGACCAGGACAACCAGGAUUGCGUGGAGAACCAGGAUAUUAUGGCAGCACAGGACCCAAAGGAUUAAAGGGUUCAACUGGUCCUAAGGGGCUUCCUGGUUUUGUUUUUCCACCUACUAACAUGACUGAUAGGACGCCAAAUGGUGAUCCAGGCGACCAAGGUCCUACUGGACCUGUUGGUCAGCCAGGAACACCAGGCAGGGCGGGCAGUCCAGGACCCUCAGGUCCCAAAGGUGUUAGGGGGUCAGAGGGUAGACGUGGCCCGGAUGGUCCACCUGGAUCUCCAGGGUUCUUAGGAGACCCCGGGCUUGCAGGAAUUGGAGGACCAACAGGAAACCAAGGCGCCCGUGGCAAGCCAGGCUUACCAGGUCCUCCUGCUAUGCCGCAACGUAGUGUCAGUAUUGGUUAUACUCUGGUAAAACACAGUCAGUCCAGCUUCGUCCCCAUGUGUCCUCAAGGUAUGGACAAGUUGUGGGAUGGCUACAGUUUGCUUUAUGUGGAGGGACAGGAGAAAGCACACAACCAAGAUCUGGGAUUGGCUGGCUCCUGCCUGCCUUAUUUCAGCACCAUCCCUUUCCUGUACUGCACAGCCAAUGAAAUUUGUCAUUAUGCUAGCCGCAAUGACAAAUCCUAUUGGUUAUCCACCACGGCACCCAUUCCCAUGAUGCCUGUAGCAGAUCAGCAGAUAUCCCAGUACAUUAGCCGCUGUUCAGUGUGUGAGGCUCCAGCUCAAGCAGUCGCUGUCCACAGCCAAGAUCUCACCAUACCUACUUGCCCUCAGGGGUGGAGAAGUCUGUGGAUCGGUUACUCAUUCCUUAUGCACACAGCCGCAGGCGCAGAAGGUGGUGGCCAGUCUUUAGUGUCACCAGGUUCUUGUCUGGAGGAUUUCCGUGCCACACCCUUUAUUGAGUGCAACGGUGCCCGCGGCACAUGCCACUACUUCGCCAACAAGUACAGUUUCUGGCUGACCACUGUGGAUCUGAACGAACAGUUCACGGAGGGUCCAUCCCAAGAAACGCUGAAAGGAGAUCAGUAUCGCGCACGAGUCAGCCGCUGUCAGGUCUGCAUGAAGAUCUUGUGAUGCACAGCAGAAAAGUGACUUUUCAAGUAAAGGAGGCAUUCGAGGACACUAAACAAAGGAAACUGACUGAUAUGAUAUUAUGCCCUUAACCUGAUAUCAAUGGUGCUACCGUAUGUUUCAAAUAUGUUGUUGCUUUUUUAUUGUUGGGCAGAUUUACGGCUACCUCGGAGAGUGCUUCCCAAACUCCCAGCGGAUGGAACACAAUUAUUCACUAUUUUUCAAAAGUAUUCAUUUAACAAGGUCUUUAUUUAGCCGGUUGCUUCGGCAUUUCAGUUACAACAUAUGGCUCCAGUAGGUGCUACUUAAACAUUGAUGUUAACCAGACCCUCUUGUUUUCUGUUGACCAAAAUGGACAGACCAGCACUUUGUAAUCCAUAUGAAUGAGUGAAAUUGUGCCUCACGAGUAUCACUUGAAAUGACUGAUUUAUCUAACCCCCAAAAUAUGUAUCCUAUAUGAAUUGCACUGAAGUUAAUAUCUGGAAAAUAUGUAAAAUUCUUACACAUGCAACUGAUCUAAGUAAUUCACAUAGUCCUUAAGUUGGUUAUUGGUGGUUAUUCUAAGACAUUUGACAGGUAAUCAACACCCAUGCAACAUUUCUCAACCAAUCAGAAUAAAGAAUUCAACAGGCCCGUGCUAUAAAAAGAAAUGUAAUGCAUAUCAAAACUUCUUUCUGAAUGCCAAAAUUAUUCUUUUUAUAUAUGUUUGUAUUCAAAUAGCUUUUUAAUAACAAAAUGUCUAAUUCACUGUGUGCAUUGGAGGUGAUGUAUACAAUAAUUUUGAGUUAACCAGUCUCUUAGAGAGAUUGUUUGAUAUUUAACCACUAUGGCCACUAAACCUUUCAGUGUCUGACUGGUAGCCAUGAGUACACUUAUUUUUAUUAUGUUGCAUUGUUUGUUGUGCCCAUAUGGAAGUGGUUAGAUUAUAUUUCAUUUACUUCAUCCCUCAUUUACACUAAGCAAAGAAACACAGCUGAUUUGUACAUGAAUUAAUAUGAAAAAAUAACCUGUUUUUUUUUUUUCUAAAAUAAAGUUUGUACAUUUGUAAUUGGCUUUUAAGAAACGGACAAAUAGCAUUUAUUGUUUUUAUUGCUUUGAUGUAUAAUUUCAGUCUGAUUGAAAAUUCCUAAGCAAACAUUUUUAUAAAUACAUUUAGACCGUUAAAAUGAGAGUAAGAUUAUUUACAAUAUAUGAAAUAGUGUUGUAAAUGUUUUAUCUAAAUGCUCACAGACUGGUGCAUCUAUGAAACUGUCAAAUAAAAGUAUUUU